AUGAUAGUAGACACCGAAGAAGUCAACACUCUUUUUCCCGAAAAUUCUAAGCCAAAUCAAACGAAAAAGAGCUCCAUAAAAGAACUGUACACAUAUGCAACCCCAUUUGACUAUUUCUUAAUCGCCGUUGGAAGCAUUUCUGCCAUUGCAAUGGGAUCAAUCCAGCCUCUAUUUUUUAUUUUCAUGGGAAAUUUCUUUGGAGAUAUGGGACCAGACACUUCUGCAAACGAAUUUUAUGACAACGCGAAGAUUGUGUGUUACCAAUUUAUAGGUUGUGCCUUCGUUUUUGGGGUGACUGGAUAUUUAUCAGUCAUGUGCUUUAUCAAUGUUGGGGCGAGACAAGCCUUUAACUUCCGCAAAAAAUAUUUCGAGUCCAUAAUGAGCUGUGACCCUUCAUGGUUUGACCUCAAACAAGUCGCUGAGCUUCCUCAGUCCUUAGCUACAGAAACCCUAAUGGUCGAAAGAGCCACAGGUGACAAACUUGUUAUAUUGAUUUUUACCAUAGGGAUGAUCCUAUCCUCCUUUAUCAUUUCUAUAAUAGAAGGUACCCAAUUAACCUUAUUUUGCUUACUAUUUUGCCCUACGAUUGUAGGUGGUUUUUUCUUGGCCAAUAAAGGACUUGAGCAAAAUGCAAAAUUCGCUGACACUUCUUAUAAAAAAGCUGGUGGAAUUGCAGAAGAAGCACUAGAAGAAAUAAAAACAGUAUCCUCCCUUAACGGACAAAAGCAUGAAGCAAGUAAAUAUAUAAAUGCAGUAAAGGAGUCAAAAAAAUCUAUGUAUGGAGGAGGGUUAAAAGCAGGGCUGGGGAUUGCGAUGGCGAUGUCCUCUUUUAUAGUAAUGAAUGGGAUCACUUUUAUUAUUGGGGCGUGGUUUAUUGAUAAAAAUGAAGACUGCUGGGUAUUGCAGGAGCCUUAUGAUUUGACGAAGACUAUUAUUGUGAUGUGGGUCAGUUUGAUGACUUUUAACAAUAUUUCACUGUGUGUCCCGUGUUUGAAAAUUAUAAAUCAAGGCAGAAUAGCUGCUCAUAGUAUAUUAGCAAUUAUAAAUACAAAAAGUCAGCUUGUCCAAGGUACAAGGACUACUGAAAUUUCAGGCAAAAUCGUGUUUGAUAAUGUAAAAUUCAGCUACCCUUCAACCCCACAUUCAGAAAUACUGAAAGGGAUGAGUUUUGAGCUUGAACCAGGACAAAGAUUAGGUGUUGUAGGUAGCACUGGCUCAGGGAAAAGCACCAUAAUUCAGCUGCUAUUAAGGUACUAUGAGCCAACUUCAGGAAGUAUUUUUAUUGAUGGGCAUGAUAUCAGAGAAUACUCAAUCAGCUAUUUAAGAGAAAAUAUAGGAAUUGUCAGCCAAGAGCCUUUGUUGUUCAAUACAAGUAUUUAUGAAAAUAUAAGGUAUGGCAAACUAGAUGCAAAAGAAGCUGAAAUCCAUUCUGCAGCUGGAAAAGCGGGAGCUCACGACUUUAUUAGAAAAUUACCUUUAGGCUACGAAACCCCUGCUGGCGCAAAAGGUUCUCAGCUUUCAGGAGGCCAAAAACAAAGGAUAGCUAUUGCAAGAGCUAUUAUAAGAAACCCAAAAAUUCUGUUAUUAGAUGAAGCUACAAGUGCUUUAGAUCGACAGACCGAGCAAGCUGUUGUUGACGAUAUUGAUAAAGCUAUGCCUGAAAGCACGAGGAUCACUAUUGCACAGAAUUUACUCACAAUAAAAGACUCCACUUUUAUCAUAAUGAUUGAUCAAGGCACUGUCCUUGAGUAUGGCAAUCACAAGCAGUUAAUGAAAAACAAGUCAAAAUACUAUCACCUUAUAAAAAUGCAAAAAAUACAACAGAGAAAUGCAGAUGAGGAACAAGUCAAAGGAAAAUUGACAGACCUAGACGCAAGCAAAUCGAUAAGUGAAGGUGAAAAAGUGGUUCAAGAAGAAGACGUCAACGUCAGGAAAAAAAUGCUGAGUUUUUCAAAAAGUGAAAGAUUUUGGCUUUAUUUCGGAAUUUUUGGGUCGCUAGUUGUUGCUGCUUCUUAUCCAAUAUCAGGAAUGCUUAAUGGGAAACAAAUUUUUGUCCUGUCCAAUGAAGAUAAUGAUAUGCUAAGUAAAAGUGCAGAGUAUGGAGGAUGAAUCUGCUUCCUUGCCUUUUUUGUAGCUAUAGGCUUAAUUAUGGAAAGCAUCAGCUAUCCAAGAAUGAGUGCAAAUAUUACUACAAAAAUGAGAGAAGCCAGCUUUAAAGCUCUUCUUAAAUUUGAAGCAGCAUUUUUUGAUAUCCCAGAAAACAACUGCAGUGCUCUCUCAGCAAGACUUUGCAACGACUGUGAAAAAGUAAAUGGUUUAUCAGGCAGCAUGAUAGGAAUUUUAAUCAGCAUCGCUGCAUCCCUAGCAGUUGCCCAUGGGACUGCUGCUGCUUUUUCAUGGAGAAUGAGCUUAGUUUUCUUAGCUGUUAUCCCUGUUAUUUUUACCGCAACUGCAGCAUCAUUUCUUGCCCAGUCUGUUGGGGUUGUCAAAUUUGACUAUGAGUCUUGCACUUCGACAGCGGCUGAUGCUAUAAUGAACUAUAGAACAGCCAAAGCCUUUAACUUGGAAAAUAUUAUGCUUGAAAGGUACUUGGAGCCUGCCAAGGCUGAGUUUGCAGGCAUCAAGAAAAAGGCUCAGCUAUCAGGGUUUACCUAUGGGCUAGGCUUUGGGGCUAUUUUUUGUGUAUAUUCGCUGCUUUUUUGGUAUGGAGCUAAGCUGGUAGUUGAUGGCCUUGAUUCUUAUGAAAAUAUGGUCAUUGCUAUGGUAACUUGCCAAUUUGGGUCUGACUCCUUUAUGAUUGCAGGAGUUUAUAUGCCAGACGUAAAAAAUGGGAUUGAGGCAGCAAAGAGGCUGUUUAAGAUCCUUGAGUAUAAGCCUACAAUAAAUGUUAAUAGCAAAGAUGGAGACAAAAAAGAAAUUGAAGGAAAAGUUGAGUUUAAAGAUGUAUCCUUUAGCUAUCCCAAUAGAAACUAUAUGGCUUUGAAAUCGCUGAGCUUUUCUAUUGAACCUGGCACUCAUUUUGCGAUUAUUGGCAGGACUGGGUCAGGGAAAUCGACAGUAAUUCAACUAUUGCUGAGGCUUUAUGACCCAGCUGGCGGAAAAGUACUAAUAGACAACAUGGAUAUUAAAAAAUACAAUCUUAAACACUUAAGAAGACAAAUAGGAUAUGUAGGCCAAGAGCCUGUGCUGUUUUCUGGAUCUAUUGCAGAAAAUAUAUCUUAUGGAGUAAAGUCUGAUCAAGAAGAAAUAGAAGAGGCUGCAAGAAAAGCCCAGGCUCUGGAGUUUAUAACAGAUUCCAAAUACCCUGAAACCUUUGAUCGCCAAGUUGGGAUUAAAGGAAGCAUGCUCAGUGGUGGCCAAAAACAACGUAUUGCUAUAGCAAGAGCUAUUAUUAGGAAUCCUAAAAUAUUAAUAUUUGACGAAGCUACAAGUGCACUGGACCCAAAAACUGAGGCAGUUCUGCUUUCUACAAUAAAAGAAGUGAUGGCAGAAAAAACCUGCAUUAUGAUUGCCCAUCGCCUGAAAACCAUUUCUGAAGCACAUCAAGUUAUGGUUUUAGAAAGUGGAAAAAUCCUAGAAAUUGGGACUAGAGAAGAUUUGAUGAGUCAAAAAGGCUACUUUUACAACAUGAUUAGUAACCUUUAA
Messenger RNA from Blepharisma stoltei, 3645 nucleotides. Lineage: Eukaryota; Ciliophora; Heterotrichea; Heterotrichida; Blepharismidae. The record is from the annotation of a GenBank genome assembly.